AUGGUUACUGUCCCAGCAGGAAGUAAAGAUAAAAAUUUAGAAAACCAAAGCAUCCAGGAAUCUAACAACCAAACAGUAACUACUACAGACACUGUCUUUUCUGAAGCCAAAAAUGCAGAGACUAGUUGGGCUGCACAAAUAGAGGAGAUAGAAGAAGCAAAACUAAAGAGCAUUGAGGCAAAGGCUUCCCAAGAGCCUCAAAGAACACAUAAAACCACAGCCAACCCAAAAACAAACCACGUUCAAACAAACAACAAAACAAAUGUUGUGAAUAUAACAACAACAACAUUAAAGUCUAAUGAAACUGCAAGUCCAAAUACAGAACACAUGUCUGACAAAAAGAACCAAUCAGCAAGUGACACAUCCCCAAGUCAAGAGACGACUCCUAAAUCUACCAUUUUAACAGAAAUUGCUACAACUAAUGAUAAAGAGUCCAAACCAAGACAGUGGUCUAACCUCUUCCCUAAACUCAAGGGAGGGAAAGCUGUAUUUACAAACUCUACCCCAAGACAAAAAAUUUGCUCAAAGAAUAAGAAUACACUUAUUCUAGACAUUCAAAAACUAGAAAACUUCUCUACAAAUAAUAUUAUCACAGCACUAGCUAUAAAGUUGGGUGAUGAUCUAGUUGGUACCAAAGAGAUAUCAAAUCAAUACAACAAUAUCCUUGAAGUUUUUCAGGAUGUAGGCAAAAUCUCUGCAAUAAAACCACUAUUAUAUAAAGGAACCUCAGUUUGCUUGGACCAAUGGCUUGCAGAUAACUCUUACACAAAGGUAGAUUCAACUGCUACUAAACCAAACAAACAUGAUAACACCAAGGACACAGAACCAGAGCAAAAGGCAAAGAUGGUCAAACCAAAACCAGAGGAAGAGCCCUUUACAACCAUAAGCUACAAGAAAAACAAAAAGCAAAAAAUGCAUCACACGGAUUCCAACUAUACAAGAACACAGAGAACUAUAGCCAAAUUCUUAACUCAACAAAACCUAAUACCAGUUAGAGAAUAUGUCACACCUGUUGAUAUAUGA
Messenger RNA from Dentiscutata erythropus, 1023 nucleotides. NCBI's taxonomy places the organism in Eukaryota, Fungi, Glomeromycota, Glomeromycetes, Diversisporales, Gigasporaceae. The record is from the annotation of a GenBank genome assembly.